Messenger RNA from Actinia tenebrosa (Australian red waratah sea anemone), 3604 nucleotides. RefSeq lists its product as uncharacterized. Gene Ontology annotation, molecular function: protein binding. Lineage: Eukaryota; Metazoa; Cnidaria; Anthozoa; Actiniaria; Actiniidae. The record is from RefSeq and is a predicted model, not a curated record.
CGAACCUCGAAAAAGAAAAUAAUCGUCUUGCAGCGGAAUGCUCUUCAAGAAACGCAAACCGCCAUAAUCACCAUGUAAGUCGAUCACCAGAUCGCUUUUGCUAUUUCUGACCGUGUAAAAUAAGUAAAAAAAGAAAUGUCACUAUUCGAUUAUGACAUCAAAGCAAGCAUACCAAGAAGAAGAACUGAACUGUUUCAAGUUAACGGAUAUCCUUCAAACUGUUUCUAAAGGCUUGAGAAUCGUAUUUAAGAAAGAGUGGUAUAGGUGUACGAAAUGUGACUGGAGAGACAAACAAGUCGAUCGCGAUGAAUUAUAUAGACGAAUGAAGAUAGAACCAAAUACCUAUAACCAAAAAGAAUUGGAAAGAUUCCGAUACAUGAACAUCGAAGAAUGGGACUGUACGAAGCUAUGUAAUGUUAUAUUGUUCCUUAAACCAAGAUACAAAUUGUCAGGGGCAAUAUGGAAACUUAAAAAAAUUCGAAAUGAAGGUUCACACUACUCAAAAUUAAAACUGUCUGCCAGUCAGCUGAAGUCCAAAGCUAAAACCAUUGCUGGUAUCUUUAAAGGCAUUGGCCUGCCUGACAUUGCGCGAGAGGUACGGUUUAUCGAAAGAGAAAAAAGAUUUGGUAGAGGGCCAAAUAAUUUGGAAGCGGCGUUUAAAGCAGACGUCAAAAUCUGCACGCUUCCACUUCCCCCUUCCCAUGAAUACACGUACAGAAAACAAGAAGUGGAAGAUAUUUCAAGUCGUUUGGAUAAAAUUCGAGCUUCAAGCGACGAUGACACUGUCUGUGUUUUCUACAUCUUUGGGAAUGCGGGCUGUGGGAAAAGUCAAGUUGUGCGACAGUUUGGAGAAAAGCAUUACAAAACCAAUGCGGUUAAAGUUGUCACGACUCUAAAUGCUGAGAACAGUACGACGAUGGUUGACUCGCUCGGAAAACUAGCUACUGACCUUGGCUGUGAAGAAGAAAAGGUAAACAGUGCCAUGCAGCUUUCUGAUGAGAAAAAAAGUCUAAGGAUUUUGUCGAAUUCUGUUCGCUCAAGACUUAAGCAUUUUUCGUGGCUUCUUAUUGUUGAAAAUAUUACCAAGAGUUCAAGUUUCAAGGACUAUUGGCCCCAGCCAGGUGAUCGGACAUGGGGGCGUGGCCAGGUAGUUGUCACAACUCAAGAUGCCAGAACUGUCCCUUGUAAAAGCAAGUUUACUGACAGUAUCUGUUUGAGUAACGGAAUGACAGCGGARGACGCCAAGAACCUUCUCUUUUCUGUGUCUAAAGUUGAUACAGAAAAUUUCUCAAAAGUUGCCAAGGAUUUAAAUUAUCAACCACUGGCCCUUGCAAGUGCUGCGACGUAUGUCAAGAUGGCAUCUGUUAGCUGGGAAGAGUAUAUCAGUAAACUGAAAGACGGGAAGCAAGAGAGAACAGAAGAACUAUUUCUGAAUACAAAUUCUGGUAGCUACGGUAAAACCAUGACAAGUGCCGUUAUGAUGUUUUCACGAUAUAUGUGGGAUGACGAUCCGGUUUUGAAGAAAGCGUUUACUUUCUUGGCAUUCUGUGCACCGGAACAGCCGGUCCCGCUGGAACUAAUUGUCCAGUACGUUACAAGAAACGACGCUAAACUAGACGAAGGGGUUGUAAGAGGGAAGUUGAAAGCCUGUACUCAUUUACUUCUCGAUAACAUAAGAGAGGAAUCCAUUGAUAAAAUCGUGACAAGACACCAGGUUGUCCAGCGCAGUUUUGAAAGGUUGGUCGAAGAAACAUCAAAGCCAAGCGCGGAUAACUCAGCAGUGUAUGAAAUACUAUCAGACAUUUUGGUAACGUUCAAAGUUUACUACGAAUCAUUCCACAAUUCAUGGGAUGCAUCUACUGUCUUAAAGAAGAGGUUGUGCUUUCAACAUCUGACAAAGAUUGCUGAAUUUUUUGCCAGAAAGUCUGAUUUCCUAGAGCUUGAAAAAUGCAUCAUUCUCGAGGACUGCUUGGAAAGACUCGGGAACUUUUGUGGAACCUACAGCAAAUACAAAACUGCGCAAACUUUCUACCAGUUAGAAUUACAGCUGAGGGAAAAGAUGUAUGGACACGAUCAUUUCAAAGUUGCAUUUGUUCAAAGUAAGUUGGGAUACAGUCACUUGCACCUUGGCAAUUUAGAUGAGGCUGAGAAGUGCUGUUCACAAGCACUUGAAGUUUUAAGACGUGGAAAAAGUGAAGAUAACGUCGAGGUCAGUAUUGCCGAGACUCUCACUACUAUUGGCCUCGUUCACGAAAAGAAAGGAAACCUAACUAAGUCCAAAGAUUUCUUAAUUGAAGCUCUUGAUAUAUUAGAUGAUCAUCCGCCAUCUGAUCUCGAGGUUAAAGCUUUAACUUUUAAUGCGUUAGGAACUAUAUGCUACAGACUCGGGGAUUACCAUGGCUCGUACAACAACAUCGAAAAGGCGUUGUACUUACGCAGGAAGGAAAACAACCCAAAGAUAUCCCAGUCACUCUGCAACUUGGGUUUUGUUGCCUCUGAGAUAAAUAAGCUAGAAAUAGCCGAAAAAUACCUGGAGGAGGCAUUUACUAUCACCGCGUCCAAGUAUGACAAUGAUAACGAUUUGUUUGGCUACAUAUUUUGUAAUAAAGGAAUAGUCUCUCGGAGGAAGGGCAAGCUUGACGAAGCAAAGCAGUACAGUCUUGAAGCUUACGAAAAUUUCAGACGUUCUGGAGAUGAUCCGAUCGAUAUUGCUGAGGCAACUGACUAUUUAGGGAUGGUUUGUUAUGAACGUCAGGAAUAUGAAGAAGCUAAGAAAUGCCACGAACAAGCAAUUGGUACUUGGAAAAAAACCUAUGGGCAAAUAAUUCAUCCAAAAUUAGGUCGGUUUGAGCAAAAUCUAGGACUUGUCUUUGAGGCAACUGGUGACCUGACGUCCGCCAUGCAGCACUACGAGACUUCAUUGCAAAUAAUGGAAAGUUGUGGUGAAUUCCACCCAAAAGUGGCUGAAACUUUGGACAGAAUAGCCUCUGUUCACAGGAAACUUGGAAACACUACAGAAGCUUUGAAUGCUAGUAACCGCGCCCUUGAGAUAAAGAAGAAAAUAGCAGGUGAAAGCAACGAUGAUGGACGGGAGAUACGAAAACGAUCACGUGAUCAAAUCCAAACUCCUAUGCCAGGUACAAUCGACAAGCCUGAUUCAAAGAGGCAAAAGAGUGCAUCUACACAUAUUCAAGUGUUUGGGUAGCAUACCAUCUCAGUAAUAUAAAGCGAACAUUAUGAUGUACAGUCCUUUCAUUACGUACAGUUUAUCAGUUAGUGUACAUGUUUAUAGUAUUUGGUUUGGACUAUUUGUACUGUAUAUAUACAGUAAGCCUCAAAAUUCCAUUACUUGUAUUUAUAAUUUCGUGUUUAGAUAGCUGAAAAGCUACUCUUAAGAUUAUAGACAGACUUUUUUAAUAUUUGAAGGACAAAACAAUUAAUCAAGCCUGAUAACUUAUAAUUGGUAUAAUGUUUUCCACUUCAGACCAUGAGACAUGGUCUAGAGUAUGUUUUUUUUUUGAGUCGUAUCCAUAUCUAUGUGUCUUUUUAAGCCCACCCUUUAAACAAUGAAAUGAUACACUAGGGAAUGGCAUGUGGUCUGAAA